AUGGCCUUUCUCACGCUGUCCUUCGCAGCCUGCUGCUUGUGGAAUUCGAUCUGCCCAAGUAAUGGCAUCCCUGUCGCUUCUGAUCAAUCUCGCUCACUGAAAGGGAAGGCAUUGUUGCUGCCCAGGAGUCCCCCAAAGCGCCCCUCGGCGCCGUUUAUUCCUUGGGGUAGAGGGAUUUCUUUGGAGUGGCCGUGCGACGCUAACAACCCUGAAAAGCGCCUCCUGUGGAUGGUGGCGCAGCACAUCGGACAAGUGCAUUGUUACGAAGGCAGCGACGCGGACUUCACGAAGAGGCAGGCGCACAUCUUCACGGAGCCACGCCGGGCGGACGGCGGGAGCAGCUUCCUGUACCCGUACGCCCAAGACGCCAUGUGCGUCGUCGUCAAGAAGACUCCACCCCGGAGGCAAAACAUUGCGAUGACCUUCGCAGGCCCCGUCUGGCUGUUGCUUGCCGCCUCCUUGGCUACCUUCGCCCUCCUGCAGCAUCUGCUUGCGACCAAAGGG
Messenger RNA from Gryllus bimaculatus (two-spotted cricket), 504 nucleotides. The record is from the annotation of a GenBank genome assembly. Lineage: Eukaryota; Metazoa; Arthropoda; Insecta; Orthoptera; Gryllidae.